Peronospora matthiolae is the source of this 372-nucleotide messenger RNA. The record is from the annotation of a GenBank genome assembly. Lineage: Eukaryota; Oomycota; Peronosporomycetes; Peronosporales; Peronosporaceae.
AUGCACUCGCGUCGACCCGAGACCUUGAAGAUUGACAUCUCCAAGUAUAGGGGAGUCGAAGAGGACUCUCUCUUGAGAUGGUUCGUCGAAUUGGAUGAAGCCAUAAGGGCGCGUCGCAUCGACGACGGGGAUAUGCAAGCUGCAUUUGCCCAGUCAAAUCUGGCAGGACGUGCCAAGACUUGGGUACUGGGGCUCAAGUGGCACGACCCAUAUGCGUUUGGGUCGUUGGAAGUCUUCAAGUUGCGGAUCAGACAAACGUCUGAACCGCCUGGAGCCGAGUUCAGAGCUCGAACCGAACUCUUGAACUCAAGCAAGGUAAGCGUGAUGUGUACGCUUACGCGCAACAUAUACGACAUCUCACGAGUUGUAUAA